Molecule: messenger RNA, 2016 nt
Organism: Colias croceus (clouded yellow)
Lineage: Eukaryota; Metazoa; Arthropoda; Insecta; Lepidoptera; Pieridae
Product: probable peroxisomal acyl-coenzyme A oxidase 1
Exons: 13
Coding region: 21-2000 (659 amino acids)
Biological process (GO): fatty acid beta-oxidation using acyl-CoA oxidase; lipid homeostasis
Cellular component (GO): peroxisome
Molecular function (GO): acyl-CoA oxidase activity; FAD binding; fatty acid binding
Source: RefSeq, a predicted model, not a curated record
UAUUGUAAAGUGAUAGAACCAUGACGUUAAAAAAGGUGAAUCCGGAUUUGCAAAAAGAGAGAGCGACUUGUACCUUCAAUGUUGAAGAGUUAACUAACAUAUUGGAUACAGGAGCUGAAAUCACAGCUAUUAGAAGAGCAGAAGAGGAACGUGUGUUGAGUGUAAAGGAGAUUAGAGAUGAAAUACCUGAAGAAUAUUUGAGUCACAAAGAGAAAUAUGAAAACGCCAUACGAAAAGCGGUUAUACUGCACAAAGUUAUGAACACCAAUGCUAAUGAUGGAAUGUCUAGUCUUCGGAGUUCCAUCGGCGCAGCAAUUUUUAAAGAUGGCUCCCCAUUUGCUUUACAUAACGGAAUGUUCAUGCCCACAUUGCUGGGGCAGGCUGAUGAAGAACAAAAGAAAUACUGGUACACGAGAGCGAAGAACAUGGAAUUUAUUGGCACAUAUGCACAGACAGAGCUCGGACACGGAACGUUUAUUCGUGGUCUGGAAACACAAGCUACAUAUGAUGAGAAGACUGAAGAGUUUAUUUUGCACAGUCCCACGUUGACUGCUUACAAAUGGUGGCCUGGUGGUCUGGGGCACACGACAAACUAUUGCAUAGUUAUGGCUCAACUUAAAAUUAAAGGCAAAUCAUAUGGUAUGCAGCCAUUUAUAGUUCAAAUAAGAGACGAGGAGACACACAUUCCAUUGCCCGGGAUAAAAGUGGGUGAAAUAGGUGCUAAACUUGGGUUUAAUACAGUAAAUAACGGGUAUCUUGGCUUUGAUAAUGUGAGAAUACCAAGACGAAACAUGCUGAUGAAGAACUGUCAGGUUUUAAAGGAUGGUACUUUUAAGUCUGCCCCUAACAGCAAGUUGGCCUACGGAACGAUGGUGAUGGUGCGUGUUGCUAUAGUUUACAGUUCAGCUGAUUAUCUUGCCCGAGCUACAACUAUAGCUGUGAGGUAUUCCGCUGUCAGGCAUCAGUCACAGAUCAAAGUAAAUGAACCUGAACCCCAGAUCUUGGACUUCGUGACGCAGCAGCACAAACUAUUUAUUGCCAUCGCUACGAGUCACGCGUAUUUCUAUUCGGCGUAUUGGCUGCAGGAUCUUUACACAAAUUACUUAAAAGAAAUGGAAAGAGGAAACUAUGACAGACUGCCCGAGCUUCAUGCACUAGCAUGUGUCCUGAAGGUAAUCAGCUCCUCCGACUGCACAGCGCUGAUCGAGAAGUGUCGCUUAUCUUGUGGUGGGCAUGGCUUCAUGCUGUCUUCAAACUUACCACAUAUAUAUGGACUUUGUACUGCCUCUUGCACGUAUGAAGGCGAGAACACCGUACUGCUGCUGCAGACUGCAAGGUCAUUGGUGAAAGCUUGGAAUGAAUCUUCAAAGGGCGGAACUUUGAGACCAACGAUGGCAUAUCUAGCGGACCGCUCGCCAGCUGCCGAGUGGGACAGCUCUCUAGAUGGAAUUAUUAAAGCAUUCCAGAAGGUUUCUGUUGGAAAGUUAUCAACAAGCGUGUCGAGUUUAGCUCAAUAUACAGCCAGUGGUCUGGCUCCUGAAGACGCUUGGAACAAAACCUCCGUCCAGCUUAUUGCAGCUGCUGAGGCGUAUGGUCGUACCGUAGUAUUAUCCAUAUUUAAGAAUGAAGUAGAGAAGUACGCUAAAACAGCAUCAAAAGAAGUAAAAAGUGUCCUCUUCGAUUUGGUCGAGUUAUACUUUACGCACAUGGCGCUAGAAAAAAUGGGAGAUUUGCUAUUGUUCACCAAGUUAUCACAGAAAGACGUUAGCGGUUUACAAAGAAAAUAUGAAAACAUGUUGGAGAAAAUUCGACCUAAUGCUGUUGGCUUAGUGGAUGCUUUUGACUACAGGGAUGAGGUGCUAAAUUCAACUCUAGGAGCAUAUGACGGCAUGGCAUACGAGCGUCUGAUGGCCGAAGCUGCCAAGAGCCCGCUCAACACAGAACCUGUCAAUGACACCUUCCAUAAAUAUUUGAAACCCCUAAUGAAAGGAAAAUUGUAAUAAAUUUUUAAUUAUG